AUGUCGAUGCUGGCCGAACGUCGUCGGAAGCAGAAGUGGGCUAUAGAUCCAAGAAACACUGCGUGGAGUAAUGAUGAUUCCAAGUUUGGUCAGAAAAUGCUGGAGAAGAUGGGGUGGUCUAAAGGAAAGGGUUUAGGAGCUCAGGAACAAGGAGCCACAGAUCAUAUUAAAGUUCAAGUAAAAAAUAACCACCUGGGACUUGGAGCUACAAUCAAUAAUGAAGACAAUUGGAUUGCUCAUCAAGAUGAUUUUAACCAACUUCUGGCUGAAUUGAACACUUGUCAUGGCCAGGAAAUAGGAGACUCCUCAGAAAAUAAAGAGAAGAAAUCUUUUAGCCUUGAAGAAAAGUCCAAAGUUUCAAAAAACCGUGUUCAUUACAUGAAGUUUACAAAAGGGAAGGACCUAUCAUCUCGGAGUAAAACAGAUCUUGAUUGUAUUUUUGGGAAAAGACAGAAGACGAAGACUCUUGAGGAUGAAUCCAGCCCCACUCCUGUGGAAGAGAAUGAAACUACCACCACCAGUACCUUAACCAUCCAGGAAUAUUUUGCCAAGAGGAUGGCAGAGCUGAAGAACAAGCCACAAAUCGCAGAGAUAGAUGCUGACCAUUCAGAUAACCAGACUGAAUGGAAAAGGGGAAAGAAAAGAAACAAAGAAACAGAAGAUGAAAAUGUGGACAAUAACACCCAACCCAAGAUCAAGCAGCCUAAAAAGGAAAAGCUUUGGGAACAAGAUGAGCACCCCAAGUGUGAGGCCAAAAAGAAAAGAGACCAAGUGGGACAGCAGGUCAGAGACCCCUACUGUGGUGAAAAUUCUCAAUUUUCUGCUGAGAAUGGAGAGAGUUGUAUGUGGCCAGCAGAUGACCAGGACUUUAGCCCAAAGCCCCAAAAAAAAAAGAAAGAUAAGAAAAAGGCAAAAAAGCAAGUAGAGACAGUAGUGGACCCUGUGCUAGAUGAAAUGCCAGUGAAAAAGAAGAAGAAAAAGAAGAAAAGUUCCAAAUAA
Messenger RNA from Elephantulus edwardii (Cape elephant shrew), 999 nucleotides. It is a transcript of the gene PINX1, whose product is annotated as PIN2/TERF1 interacting, telomerase inhibitor 1. Gene Ontology annotation, biological process: regulation of ribosome biogenesis. NCBI's taxonomy places the organism in Eukaryota, Metazoa, Chordata, Mammalia, Macroscelidea, Macroscelididae. Gene Ontology annotation, molecular function: telomerase inhibitor activity; nucleic acid binding. The record is from RefSeq and is a predicted model, not a curated record. Gene Ontology annotation, cellular component: nucleolus.